AUGUAUUAUCGCAAAAAUAAAGGCAAAGUCGAGACCACGGAUGCUUGUCAUGAUUCCUGGACGCAACUGCGACUAUCGCCAAUGUUCGGCUGCAUAUGUCCGAAUAAUCAUAUCAAGCGACGAUGCGACAAGAUCUUCUCGACGGUGAACCACAAUCCCUGCGUUGAGGUCCUGCCCUCCUCCACCUCCGUAGACCUGUCGGGCACGGAUUCAGCCCUGUACCCGUUCGACCCGCAGCAGGAGAACUACCAGGAGAUCUGGUUGCCGCCGACCAGUAUGUACCCCUAUUUUCUGUUCCCCGGGACCGCGCGCACCCCGCCGUACUACGAUCCCGACAGCACGUACGACAUACGGGAGCCCGGCGAUCGCUAUCAACACCACCACCGUCACGGCGAUCGGCAUCAUCACCAGGAGGCGCCGGAGCUGCCUGGCAGGCCAGCUGUCCUCGUCGAGGCGUACGACCCUCGGACCGAUUCGGACCGGUACGAGACCGAUAUGAAUCGGUUCGAGGAUCGCGCGGCGACCUCGCGUCCAGGCCAUGAUCGCGCCUCCGGCACAGUGCACCUGCAGCCCCAAAGCGAGCAUGACGCGCACCCGCACCAGCAUCGGCACCAUCACCAACAGCACCAGCACCAUCGUCAGCACCUCGCACUACCCGCACCGCCGUCCGUCGUCGCGACGCUGUCGUCGUCGUCGGCGGGCUCGUACGCGCCGGCGGCUGCUCGUCCCACGCCUACCGUGUUGGACGAGCCGUUGGGGGCCCGCGGGCCCGGCCAUGCCGAAUCGCCCCGGCUGCCGGCCCCGAGGAAGUUUGCGCCUAGGCCCACCUACGAGCACCGCGCGAUCUUCGACCGCGCCGACGACGACCUCGAUGACCUCGAAAUCAGACCAGCCGCGCCGCCCGUCGAUCGGAUCUUCGAUUUCCGCGAAGAGUACGACGAUCAAGUGAAGGUCAUCGCCCAUCCGGACAAUUCCACCAGCUUCGAGGUGAUCGAAUCGCAAUUGGAAAAUCCGCUGAUCGAUGCCAAGCAUCGGGAUCUGCUCAAUAUGAAGCAGAUCCCCAUCCCGGGUGGCCAUCAUCAUCGCACUCAUCACAAGAGGAAUCAAACAGAUGAUUUCACUGAUUCGGGCGUGGAACCACCGUCCUCCACGUCAGACAUCGACAAGCUUCAACAGCCGGUGAAACUGAUCCUGUCCAGCACGUGCCAUCACGCUUACACGUCCUGCAAAAAUGAUCCGGAAUGCAAGAAUCUGCUGGAACCCGUUCUAAACCACUGCGACUCGACGACGUGUGCGAGGAACGAGUGCAUGGAAGCGCUGCAGCUCUUCUAUAAGACCGCCAAUCACAAGCAUUCCGUGGAAAUUGCCUUCUGCCUGUGCAGAAAAACGGACAACAAAAAGGACGAAUGCAUAGUGGCACAAGAGAAAAUGCAUCCAACUUGCGCGCAGCGCAUAGACGGCGCCGAAAUGCCAACGUGUCACAGUCUGGCUGAGACUUGCAAAGAGAACAGGAGCUGCAGACUUAGGCUGGAGUAUUAUGAACAGAGUUGCGCGGUCGACAGCGUGACGAAGAAAUGCGCCGGACCAACUUCCGAGUGUAGAAAAGCGAUGCUAGGCAUCCUGGGCACUGAACUUCAUACUAACUGCGCUUGUAAAAGCACCGAAAUCAACCAACUGUACAGCUGUAUGGGUUGGCAGCGGCUUCUCUGGGUGAAUCCUUGCGUAGUGGAGUCGCAGAAGGACUACCACGCGCGCAGGAAACACCAUCAUUCGCGUACGACGACGGCCAAGACAACGACAACAACGGCGGCCGUCGCGUCAACGACGAGGUCACCGGCGACCACGACGGCGACCACCGCGGUCGAACAAGUGGAAGAUAAUCAAAUACCGGAAGUGACGAGGUGGCCGACUACCGAACCCACGGAAACUUGGGAAAUCACAACCACCACUAUAAGCACCACUCCGAGCACCACCACAACCACCACGCCGACGCCGCGCUUCUGCGUGGUUCAAAGGCCGAGACACAGUCAGCAAUACAUAAGGGAAGGCAAGGGCAAAAGGCUUUAUCGCGAAGACGAGCCCGAAUGCUCAGAACUCUGUCACUGUGGUGAGGGCGAGCAACUUGUUUGCAACACCAUCUGCGUCGAUUCGUUACCCUGCAAGACGGAUUUCGCUUUCUACAACCAUGAAGCGCCAGCCUACCAGGCGCAUCGAGGUCCCUGCCUUUGCUAUAGCGGCGGCUUUAUAUGCAUGCGGCCUUCGCCCGACACAUAUAGUAUACCGCACGGGGUUUUCAUGUUCCUGGGGUACAGCGAGAAGGACGAGACCUUAUUGAAGCAGCACAACAAUGUGACCGUGCUGGACGCGGUGUCGUCUCUCGACAAUUUCAUGAGAAAGGAAGUCAAUAAUCAGACAGUAUGCACGCUCUUCUUGUACAACGCGACCCGAGAAAACGUGAUUGCAGUGGCACGGCUCGGGACCGACAAUCCACCCUUAAAUAGCAGCCAGGCUCAGAGUCUGCAGCACCUGCUGCGCGUCAAGGAUUGUGCUUGCAAAGUUCAUAAGGCCUUUAAGAGUCUCGCCAACAACAAGAAAAGCUGA
Messenger RNA from Wasmannia auropunctata (little fire ant), 2601 nucleotides. RefSeq lists its product as uncharacterized. Gene Ontology annotation, molecular function: signaling receptor activity. The record is from RefSeq and is a predicted model, not a curated record. The transcript has 15 exons. Gene Ontology annotation, biological process: nervous system development. The coding region runs from base 1 to 2601 and encodes 866 amino acids. Lineage: Eukaryota; Metazoa; Arthropoda; Insecta; Hymenoptera; Formicidae. Gene Ontology annotation, cellular component: external side of plasma membrane; signaling receptor complex.